AGUUGUCGUCCCCAAAAAUUUCAGGACGAGCUUUUGAACUGCUUUAGAAGCUUCUAUCAUCAUCUGUAUACAACACAAAUUUCUUCCAAUCCCCCCCAACAACGACCUGUUCUUCCUCCCUAUACGCUUUAUACACUUUUAUAGCGGUCCCUCAAUAAUUUAAUCACAAUGUUCUCUGCCCGCAACGUCGUCCGAUCUGCGCCCCGCGCUGUCUCCCGACUCUCAGGUGCUGCUCUGCGACAGACCGCCCGCCCCAGGGCCUUCACCAAGGCUGCUUCUGCCCUACGACCCGCCCAGGCUGCGUUCUCUACCACAAGCUUCCGUAAGGCUACUGAGAACGAUGGUGAGCUUAGCGCCAAGCUCGAGAGCGAGAUCAAGAUCGAGGAGGACAUCAAGGCCAGCGAGCAGGACCCUGCCAGCAUCAAGGAUUUCUUGAACAACAGCGCCUUUGAGCUCGUUGACACACCCGGCCAGGAGAUUGUCAAGCUGGUUCGCGACUUUGGCGAUGAGAAGAUCACCGUCAGCUUCUCCAUUGCCGACAUCACCAACUACGACCCCUACGGUGAGGAGAGCGCACUCGAGGAGGAAGGUUUUGAGGAUGAGGGCGCCCAGGGCAGCCAGCGCAACGCUCGCGCCAACGAGGAAAUCGAUGAGGAGCUCGAUGAGGAUGCCGAGGAGGAGAGCAACCCCCCUAUCAACCUAUCAAUUGUUGUCGAGAAGCCUGGCAAGGCCUCUGGAGCCCUGAACAUCGAUGCCAGCGCUCAGGAAGGACACAUUGUUGUCGAGAACCUCUUCUAUUACACCGACGCCUCGGUCGCCAAGGUCGAGAGCCCCGACGCCGCCCAGAAGCGUGCUGAUGUCUACCCCGGUCCUCCCUUCGGCAGCCUCGACGACGACCUCCAGGUCCUCAUGGAGCGCUUCCUCGAGGAGCGCGGCAUCACUCAGGCCCUCGCUGUCUUUGUUCCCGACUACGUGGACGUCAAGGAGCAGCGAGAGUACACCCGGUGGUUGAACAACGUCAAGGCUUUCAUUGAUGCUUAGGGCGGCUGAUGAGCCAGUCAAUGCAAUGAAAAGUUUCUCACGGUAUGGAAGAGCAGAGGGGUCUUCGGUUUCAGAUAUGAUGUAUUAAAAGUAAGAAUUGCCACUCUUGUACUAUAGGAUAAGAUCCACGAGAUCAAAUGCAUGCUAAGAUAUGUGUAACGAUACAAUGCCAGCUUUACUAUAUCCCUUUGAGAUUGUGAUGAGUAAUGUCGAUUAGUUGACCGCAUUGAACAGUCACGAUUUUGAGCGAAGUCGAUAGUAAGCAAUACAUCGUCAAGAGAAUCUUGCUAUCUAGUCAGCAAUAACCCUAGACCUCAAAAACUCCCACAACUCCAAGUAACGAGUGCGCAAGCCCGCCAUGCAUCUUCGGGGUUCAUCGACUUCUGAUGCAUAUAUCACCCCCGUGCUACUCUCCGGCGCAAUGAAGCUCUAUUCCAGAAGUGUCUUUCUGACACAGAAAAGUCCAAAAGAAAUACUUCGUAUAGCAAUCCCAACGACAAAGCUCCCAAUAUUCCCUCGGUUGUUCGUCUUUGCAGAAGAAAACCGCAUCUAAUGCACGACACAACCGAAGCCUCGAAACAAAGGCGAACGUCUACAUGAUGCCUUCGAGCGACCAGUCACCCUUUUGCGCCCGCUCAAGGACCUCGCGGCCCUUCUCGGUCAGAUCGGGCUUGCCAUCGUUACCGGUGACAUGUUUGAAAAAGACGGGCUGCCACGUUUCCUUGUUGGCCUCACGUUGCCGGGCCUUCUCGCGCUGGGCCUCCUCGAGCUCGACCUUCACCUGGGUAGCCUUGCCAUAUUGUUUGGCGUGGAUAGCAUCUGUAACACCGCCCCAAAGGGUUAAAGAUUCGUUGGGAAGCUGCUUUUCCUUGGGAGGGAUGAUCUUGGGCGCAACACUGAGGGGUGCAAUAUCGAUAAUGGUGUACUGCUCUUCCACAGGUACAGAUUUCUGCCGCCGGUUAGGUUUAUGUACUUGAACACAUUGAGAUUACCACUUACAACUGGUCUGGGACCGAGAGUAA
This is a messenger RNA of Fusarium odoratissimum NRRL 54006, 2063 nucleotides long. RefSeq lists its product as uncharacterized. The transcript is spliced from 2 exons. Lineage: Eukaryota; Fungi; Ascomycota; Sordariomycetes; Hypocreales; Nectriaceae. The record is from RefSeq and is a predicted model, not a curated record. The coding region runs from base 169 to 1041 and encodes 290 amino acids. Gene Ontology annotation, cellular component: mitochondrial matrix. Gene Ontology annotation, biological process: cytosolic ribosome assembly.